Arabidopsis arenosa is the source of this 1231-nucleotide messenger RNA. Lineage: Eukaryota; Viridiplantae; Streptophyta; Magnoliopsida; Brassicales; Brassicaceae. The record is from the annotation of a GenBank genome assembly.
ACCUUCGCCGAUCUCGGCGUCGGUCACCACCGCCCCUCAUGGGCAAACCCAAACCAAAAAAGAAACCUCCUCGCGGUAUCCCCACUGGAUCCGCAGCCUCUGGUUCCUCAAGCUCGAAGUCCCCGCCGCCUGUUUCCCCAAAUUCAGCUGGUGUGGGUUCCGUUUCAUCCCAAUUGAAAGUGGUGCCUGAGUCUCCCACGACUGCAGCCAUCCAGAUCCCUGAAGAUUCCUGCAAUAUCGUCACACCGGCGAAUGGUAUUGCGGCAAUCGAAAACCCUAAUUUUCUCCAAUCGGUGGAAGUAGCUACGGAAGCCAUUAAUUUAGCCGAUGUACCUGAAAUCGAAGAUGGUGAAGUGGUUGCAGAGCCUCUUGUCUCUUCAACACAAAAUUUGGCGGCGUCGAUCCCUCCUCCGGUGGAAUCUGUGAAACCCCAAAAAAAGAAUGACUUUCCAUGGAAGAACCUAGUCAAUGGAAACUCGUUAAAGCUCGAGAAAAAGGGCCACACAGUCUCUCGUUGCACUAAAGCACCGCCGUCGUGUACUCUUUGUGGUUCAAGUAAGCAUAAGGUUGAUGCUUGCCCUCGCGCCAAAAAAGAGAAAAGGAAAGGGAAAGAGCCCAUCCAAAGCAACCUUCCAAUUGUUGAGAUUGGUAUCCCUGAUACUUCAAAGGUUCCGAUAGCUGAAACUGAACCAAAAGAAGCUGCCUGGCAGCAAGUCAAGCCUUCAAAUCCUGUUAAGAUUGCUGCUCCUAAACACACUUCUCUGGUUAUAGGGAGCCCGAGUAAUGAAAAGCAGGCUGCUCCUGUGAUGCAGCAUGCACAUGCGCAUACUUCUCUGCUUAUAGGGAGCCCGAGUAAGACACAGGCUCGCCCUUCUCUUGCAGAAACAAAGACAGGUUACCAAGAUUUCUCUAAAGCUUAUGCUCUUGGUCUUAAAGAAGAUAGACUAUGUGUUGAUUUGAGUGCAAAUCUCUUCUCGCAUCUUCCUCGGAAUGGUGACUCAGGUGAUUCCCAAGCAUCUGACUCAGAAGCGGACAGUCUCUCAGAUGAUGAUGAUAAUCCAGAGGCUGAAUCGGAUAGAUUUUUGAAUGUAAUCUCAAAAAGAAUGGUAAAGAAGAAAGAUAGCAGAGCUAGGGCUGGAGGCCCUUUAAUCCUCUAAACCCCAUUCCUUUAUGGAUAUUUUUUGUUGGAAUGUAAGAGGGUUUAAUGAUUUAAUAAAGCGUAGAAGUUUUC